AAUAUUGUACUAAUUAUUAAUCUUGCAUAUUUAUUAUGAUUACCGCCUCCUAACUAAGCUGUUUAUUGUAAAUUUCACUUGAAAACAAACGUUUGUUUUCUAAGUCGUCACGGCUGUCAAAAUUUAUAUUUUUUUAUUUUAGUUUCCCAUUCCGCCACCAACAACGCUGUUAUCGCGACUUAUUUUGGUCACGUGACCUUUCGAACCGCCAAAAUAAUUGUCAUUUUUCACCGUUGCCACAAUUUUCCGUUGGUUUCCGAGGUAUUUAUCGUUAAAAAAAUCAGUGUGGUAUAACUUAAGUGCGCAAUUUGAGCAUUCCGGUACGAUUCGAGUCAGAUAAACAUAUAAAUCUUUGAGACGGACGUGGAAUAAUGGCCAAGGUUCACAUAACCAAUGUCGUUGUUCUCGACAACCCGAGCCCUUUUCUCAACCCGUUUCAAUUCGAAUUGACCUUUGAAUGCAUAGAAGAGCUGAAGGAAGACCUAGAAUGGAAGAUGAUAUACGUCGGUUCAGCGGAAACAGAAGAGCACGAUCAAGUUUUGGACACGAUUUACGUGGGGCCUAUACCUGAAGGUAGACACAUGUUUGUUUUCCAAGCGCCGCCGCCGGACGUGACCCGUAUACCAGAAAAUGACGCUUUAGGCGUCACUGUUGUGCUCUUAACGUGUUCAUACAGAGGCCAGGAGUUCGUUAGAGUCGGAUAUUUCAUAAAUAACGAAUACACAGAAACCGAACCAGAGUUACGGGAGAAUCCGCCGGCGAAGCCUCAAUUUGAUAAAGUAGUGAGGAAUAUCUUAGCUUCAGAGCCUAGAGUGACCAGGUUUAAGAUCAAUUGGGCGGAGCCCGACGCGGCGGCGGCUACAGAUUCGGGUGAUGGUAAUAUGGAAACGGUUCAUGGGCCUAGCAAUGAUUCUUAUGGAGCAACAUUCAAUGCGGACUCUCAAAUUAGCGCCCUGGAGUUCGGGCAAGGCAGUUUGAGUGGUUAUGGUGAUAAUUCAAAUUCAAUAGCGCCUAUGGAAUGCUGAGAAGACCAAAUUCUAGUAUAAUGGAUGAAGUGGACAAAUCAACAAUGAGUUGAAGAAUUGACUGAUUAAUGAUUUUGCAACUUAACUCUGACAUUGACUGGCUGUGCCAGGUUUGACAGACUCGCUACUUGCAUCGAGCGCUAUUAUAACUUAAUAACUCUUGUUAGGUUUAAGGAAUUCAAAGAAACAAACCACUUAUUUGACAGAUACAAAAUUGUGUCAUGACAAGCUAAGGGGUCAUCCAUUAAUUACGUCACACUUUAAGGGCGCCGGAGGGGGUCAAGAGAAUGUGACAAUUUGUGACAAAGGGGAGGGGGAAGUCAGAAACUUUGUGACCUAUUAGCUAUUAGCUACUGAAUAUGGUUUUCUUUUUCAUUUGCUGUUAACAGUUAAAUAACCAGUUGCAAUUAUAAUCGUUUUUAUAGACAUAUUUUUAUUCUUAAUUGGCUUAGUGUUAUACAUUUUUAACAUUGUUUUGUCAAAAAAAUAUUUUUUAUCAAAAUAAUAGAAACUAAUUGAAACUGUCGAUUUCGUUAAAUACAAAAAACCAAAUGUGACAAGGACGGUGGGGAGGGGUAAAAAAAUCUUCAAAUUGAUGUGAUGUAAUUUAUGAAUGACCCCUAAUUUUGUUCACAUACAUACUCACUUGAACUUGAUUGGCAAAAUCUUUGUGCCCUCACCUCUCUUUAAAUUUUCCUGCAAAACAAUAAUGUGAUAUAAGACUCUCACACUUAAUUUCUGAAUUUGUGUGUGUCAAAUGUGACAGAAACUGUCAAAAUGUCCUCAUAGCAUCCUUAUGGCAAGCGACAAAGUGGGAUGUUUUGCCGGUUUCUAUCAAAACUGACUUUAUUUAUUAUAUUGAUUAUUAUAUUGAACACCAAAAUUUAGUAACAAAGUAUUAAAUUGUGUGCAUAAAGGUUGGUACUGAUAAUUUAUUUGUGCUCUAUUAAAAAUACUGCUGUACAAAUAAAACAUAAUGACGACUAUACAUAUAAUGAGAAGAAAAAAGUUGUAAUUAUCAGCUCUAAAAAUUUUUUACAAGUUUUUCAAAUUUUCGAAGAGUAUUAUUUAUAAACUAUAUUUGUUUAAGUAUAGAAUAUAAUGUACCGUGUAAAUUAUUAAUUUUUUUUUAAUUGCAGUGUUCUCAAUUAGCAUUAUGACAUCUAAUAAAUAAUGAUAAUAUUUUUAUUACUAAGCUAAACCAACUUACUGUUGACAACCCACCAGUUAUGGACACUAAAGACCGGAGCAUACUGGCUGCGUGUGUGUGGACUUGGACUUGCGCGUGCGCAAGCAGUGUGACGUCUCUCAUUCGGAUCUGUAUAUUACAACGCACACGCAUCCGGUGUGUACAGGUAAUAGUGACGAAAAUUGGCUGGUUGGUGUUCAGGGUGUCAAUAAAAAGGUGUCUUGUUAUUGGUAUUGGCAAUAGAAUGUCACUAUGCGCUUCAAGGAAUGAACAGAUUCGCACGCUUCUAGUAAGCUUCAGUAGCUCUGUUGGUUAAGAAUGAUUGGUUUUUCGAAAGGUCACAAGUUCGAGUCAUUUCUGAAGUGGUGUUUUUUUUUUCAUUUCUUUUUUUUUAUCUGAAGUUUUGAACACUUACGGCCUACAGAAUGAUAAAAAUUGCAUAAGUUUGCAGUUAUCUCGGUGAGACUAUAAUAUAUGGCCGGUCAAACAACUUUGUUAGUAGAAAAGGCGAAAUUAAAAUUUUCUAAGGGAUGAUAACCCUUUGCGCCUAUAUAUUUUUUAAUUUGCCGUCUUUUUCUACUGACGGAAACGGCUACACAGGCUUUAGUUAGUACUUUAGAGAUUUUGAAGAAUAAUACACUAUCACAAUUAUAAUGGGGUUGGCAACUGUCAAAGGUUUGCAUAGAUGGCGCCAUCAUAGCUUGCCCCUGUCUCUAGUUUUGUUCUAUGAGAUUUGGCUUAAAGUACUGGAAUCCAGGUCACAAAAUUCCAAAAAAAAAAACAAGAAUUUGACACAAUUCUAGGGAUUGACAGGGCAAGCUAUGAUGGCGCCAUCUGUUUAAUACUUCGACCGGCCAACCCCAUUAUCAUAUAAUACAUGCAUUAAAAAAAACAACAAAUUAAAUAAUAUAUAGCUGUCUCCCUCUCAACAAAGUUUGUAAGUAAGUAAUUUCUCUUGCCAAUAUCUAUAACUUGUGAGUUAAUUUUUUAGUUUUUGUAACUUUUAAGUUGUUAUUGAAAUAACAAAAACGGUUCUAAAAUCAUUGCUGUUAUUUGGUUUCUUUUUGUAUCAUGUCUCUUGUAAUUAAAAUUUAAGUUUAUACAAACCUGGAAAUAAUAUAGUGAACACAGUAUUUUGCGCACGAGUUCCGAGGCCUUGUAAGGAAGCCUCACUUGCCCGCAGUUUCCAAAAAGUUGCAAUGGUUCUAACAAAUCUGGGAAAUAUAAAUUAAAUAUAAACAAAAGUAAAUUUCAUUAAGGGGCUACCAGGCCAAAUUUUCUGUUUUUACGUCGCUAUAGCAUGCUUGAACGUUGUAUCAAUAAUAAAGCUCUGUACACAAUAUUUAAGCUUUAAUUAGAUCUGAUAUUUAAAAAAAAAACGCAUCACAAGUAAAUAAUAUUUCCGUGAACCCUUUUCUCGAGUUAAAUUCCGUAUAAACUCCCUUAUUAUGCAAUGCUUAGACACUAAUCUUUAACAAAUAGUGAAUAAUGAUGUACACUUCACUUACGUCUGCCGAUUUUUCAAUUAUGUAAAUAGUUUUUGAGAAAUCGAUAUCUAUUCAAGUUCGUGCGUUGCCCCGGCGCGCGGGUUUAUGCGUGGGCGACGAGGAGCAGUCGCCGUUUGGCUGUCGGACGGGGAACCUGUGUCACUCGAUACGACGCGCGCGCAAUUAUUCUCUGUGAAUUGAUCGUUCGAUUUUGACUUUUGAGAUUUUUGAGUGAUAGGACACUGUUUAUUUAAGUUUAAAAUGAAUGAAUGAGUUUUAAGUGAGCGAACGGGCUCAAUAAUUUGUUUUCUUAUGCAAAUUCAAGUUGUAAAGGUCUCCCCCGGUCCGGUUCAAGCAAAAGGGGUCGAGGGAGUUGAAACGCGCGAGGUCAUUCAGAUAGGGGACGUCCUUAAUUCAGAUUUCUGAGAGCGUUUUCAACUUUUUGGAAACUGUAAGCAUCUGUACGCGCGCGAAUGGCGAUGCGUCAAAAAUAUUCGCUGGGUAAGCCGGACUUUAUGAGGCUUGCUGUUCGUUUGGGAUUUCUAGAACAAAGUUCUCAGCUGUCUUUAAAUAGAUGGUGUGAAUAGAGUUCUAUGGACGCUCCGCCUCUGCCCGACGCGCUUGGUGCACUGUCCUCAUGUAGAAAGUGCUCGGAGCUUAUGCCCCGGUUUUUGUUAAGUUGAUCAAAUAUGUAUCCCUUAGCAGUUUGUAUACGAUUAGUUGUUGGUUUUAAAAAUUAUGAUUUAUCGACGAUACUUUGAAAAAAAAACUUGUUUUAGACACAAAUGGACAACAUCAGAUUGUAUAAAUAUACUUUUGAAUAAUGUUUAUAUUCAGAGAGGACAAUGUCAUUCCCUCUCCGCUCAAAUCAUUUCCAAGAUACUAAAAUGGCAGUUGAAGUGGCCAAUUUUGUUUUUCCAAGUAUUUGUCGAUUUUUAUUAUUGACACUUUUAAUCGCCUCGCAUACAGAUAUGAGAUUAAAUGAAACUCAAGUGACAGUACUUAUUUUGUACAUGAACAAAUUAAAAUAAACCUACCGAAGUGUCAAGUCUUGAAAGGGUCUUGUCUUAAAUGUCUUGAGGACGAGGAAUGUAGACAUUUCCCUUAACUCGAACACCAAAAGGGUAAUUUCGAGGACAAGUGUAACGAGAGUCACUAUUUUAUGAUACAAGUUUAAAUGUUAAUUUAUCUCUAUAAUGUUAAAGGAGUAAACACCAUACAUCAUUAAAAAAGGAUUUAAUACAUAAAAACACGGAAAACAGGCAUAGCUUUUAGGUAAAUCAAAAUACCACUCGGACGCCGUCAUGGCGGGCAUUCCUCGUUGACAGUUCGCGGCGCGCCAAUAGUGCUGUGACCUUCGACACCGACUAGGUAGGGCUGCACUCAAGCAAUUCACAAAAGCGGUUAUCAAUAACUGUAUUAGCAAACAUUACUAUUCCUGCAUUUAUUUAAUGUUCGUUUAUUGAGAGACCAAGCUUGUGGCAACGAAAUUCUGACUUGCGUUACAUUGUCAUAGAAUGACCAAUAUACUUAUGAAGUCUUCAACGCACUUGUGACACCUCUGGAUCGUCUAGGAUACGAUGUCUGCUUUUCAGGCAGUUCGCGUGUUUGCCUCCGUCUGUAUAUCAAAGUUGCUUGUCAUUUCGGUAGUUUUUACCUAAAAAACUAGACAUUGUGCUGUGAUUGUAACUAAUACCGUGAACAGUCUGCUGUAGCAUGUAUUUGUAAAGUAAAAUAUAGUGUAUUUAUGAUUAAAACUGAUUUGAAAACUUUA
This is a messenger RNA of Cydia pomonella (codling moth), 5475 nucleotides long. RefSeq names its product histone chaperone asf1 (gene asf1). The record is from RefSeq and is a predicted model, not a curated record. NCBI's taxonomy places the organism in Eukaryota, Metazoa, Arthropoda, Insecta, Lepidoptera, Tortricidae. Bases 372 to 1025 code for a protein of 217 amino acids. Gene Ontology annotation, biological process: DNA replication-dependent chromatin assembly. Gene Ontology annotation, cellular component: nucleus. Gene Ontology annotation, molecular function: histone binding. The transcript is spliced from 2 exons.